AUGUUUGGGCUGAUGAUCAUUCUAUAUACGAUGCACAAUACUCUGAUAACAGAUUGCAUGGCGACAUAUUUCAGAGCUGUAAACUGUUGUGACUCUUGUAUCGACGUGCACUUUAUUAGCUGUCACUCUGGUCGGAAACAAGAUUUUUUCUGUGGACUUCCCCACAAUGCGGUUGAAAGGUAUUGCCUCUUUGCUAGUGGAUUUCCAGAUUACACUCUUUUCUACAAAAUAUUGAGCACUGACAGACGGAACAUCAUCAAGCCAAGCUGGAACUUUUCUCAGUACAAAAUAACGGUCGUCACUAGACAACUGCUGACACCAGCAGCUCCACCAAACGAGUACCAAAAAAUCCUUAUAGAUUUUGAGCGACCGCCUGAAUCGUUUUUGCAUACGAAAGAAUAUAAAUCUGUGACAUUCACCACCAACAUAACCCAUGACUUCCGAACAGCGGUUCAGCUGAACAGGCUGAACAUUCGCCUUAUGGUGAACAGAACUUGGAUGCAAAAUUAUUUUUUUGUCGAUUAUCUUGACUUUGCUGCUGAUCUUUCAAGUAUGUCUGCUAAUUAA
Helobdella robusta is the source of this 567-nucleotide messenger RNA. RefSeq lists its product as hypothetical. The record is from RefSeq and is a predicted model, not a curated record. Lineage: Eukaryota; Metazoa; Annelida; Clitellata; Rhynchobdellida; Glossiphoniidae. The coding region runs from base 1 to 567 and encodes 188 amino acids. The transcript has 4 exons.